CCCGGCAUGGUGCGGCGUCGCGGCCGAUGGCGCUGAGGCGGAGCAUGGGGCGGCCGGGGCUCCCGCCGCCGCCGCCGCCGCCGCCGCCACCGCUGCCGCCGCUCGCGCUGCUGCUGGCCGCGCUGGCCGCGCUGCUGCUCCCGGAGCCGGCGGCCGCAGGCCUGAAGCUCGUGGGAGCCCCAGCAACUCUGACGGUGUCCCAGGGGCAGCCAGUGAGCCUCAACUGCAGCGUGGAGGGGAUGAAAGAGCCUGAGAUUCAGUGGAUGAAGGAUGGGGCGGCAGUGCAGAAUGUGGACCAGAUGUUCAUCUCCGUCAGCGAGCAGCACUGGGUGGCCUUCCUCAGCCUGAAGUCAGUGGAGCGCUCGGACGCCGGCCGCUACUGGUGCCAGGUGGAGGAUGGGGGACAAACCAAGACUUCCCAGCCCGUGUCGCUCACUGUGGAAGGUGUGCCAUUUUUCACCGUGGAGCCCAAAGAUCUGGCAGUUCCUCCCAAUGCCCCCUUCCAGCUGUCUUGUGAGGCCGUGGGUCCCCCUGAACCCGUCACCAUUAUCUGGUGGAGGGGGAACAUGAGAGUUGGGAAGCCAGCCCCGUCCCCUUCCGUUUUAAAUGUAACAGGAGUGACCCAGAGCACAGUGUUCUCCUGUGAGGCUCACAACGGGAAAGGCCUGGCCUCUUCUCGACCUGCGACUGUUCGCCUUCAAGCGUUGCCCGCGGCCCCCUUCAAUGUCACGGUGACCAAGCUCUCCAGCAACAAUGCGAGCGUGGCCUGGGUACCAGGUGCUGACGGCCUGUCCCUGCUUCAGUCCUGCACGGUCCAGGUGACGCAGGCCCCAGGAGACUGGGAGGUCCUGGCUGUGGUGGUUCCUGUGCCUCCUUUUACCUGUCUGCUCCGGGACUUGUCACCUGCCACCAACUAUAGUCUCCGGGUGCGCUGUGCCAACGCCUUGGGCCCUUCUCCGUAUGCUGACUGGGUUCCCUUUCGGACGAAGGGUCUGGCCCCAGCCAGUGCUCCCCAGAACCUCCAUGCCAUCCACACUGACUCUGGCCUCAUCCUGGAGUGGGAAGAAGUGAUUCCUGAGAGCUCUUUGGAAGUCCCACUGGGGCCCUAUAAGUUGCUCUGGGUUCAGGACAAUGGAACCCAGGGUGAACUUACGGUGAAGGGGACCAUGGCCAACCUGACAGGCUGGGAUCCCCAGAAGGACCUGACAGUGCGUGUGUGCGUGGCCAAUGCCGUGGGCUGUGGGCCCUGGAGUCAGCCCCUGGUGGUUUCUUUUCAUGACCAUGCAGGCCAGCAGGCCCCUCCUCAUAGCCGCACAUCCUGGGUGCCUGUGGUCCUGGGCGUGCUGACGGCCCUGGUCACGGCUGCCGCCCUAGCCCUCAUCCUGCUGCGCAAGAGGCGCAAGGAGACCCGGUUCGGACAAGCCUUUGACAGUGUCAUGGCCCGGGGUGAGCCUGCUGUCCACUUCCGGGCAGCACGGUCCUUCAAUCGGGAACGGCCUGAGCGCAUUGAGGCCACAUUGGACAGCCUGGGCAUCAGUGACGAACUCAAGGACAAGCUGGAGGACGUGCUCAUCCCUGAGCAGCAGUUCACGCUGGGCCGGAUGCUGGGCAAAGGAGAGUUUGGCUCUGUGCGGGAGGCCCAGCUGAAGCAGGAGGAUGGCUCAUUUGUGAAAGUGGCUGUGAAGAUGCUGAAAGCCGACAUCAUCGCCUCGAGUGACAUUGAAGAGUUCCUGCGGGAGGCGGCGUGUAUGAAGGAGUUUGACCACCCACACGUGGCCAAGCUCGUGGGGGUGAGCCUCCGGAGCAGGGCCAAAGGCCGACUCCCCAUCCCCAUGGUCAUCCUGCCAUUCAUGAAGCACGGGGACCUGCACGCCUUCCUGCUCGCCUCCCGCAUUGGGGAGAACCCCUUUAACCUGCCCCUGCAGACACUGGUGCGGUUCAUGGUGGACAUUGCCUGCGGCAUGGAGUAUCUGAGCUCCCGGAACUUCAUCCACCGGGACCUAGCAGCUAGAAACUGCAUGCUGGCCGAAGACAUGACUGUGUGUGUGGCUGACUUUGGGCUUUCCCGGAAGAUCUACAGCGGGGACUACUAUCGGCAGGGCUGUGCCUCCAAGCUUCCCGUCAAGUGGCUGGCCCUGGAGAGCCUGGCCGACAACUUGUACACGGUGCACAGUGAUGUGUGGGCUUUCGGAGUGACCAUGUGGGAGAUCAUGACUCGUGGGCAGACGCCAUAUGCCGGCAUCGAGAAUGCUGAGAUUUACAACUACCUCAUCGGCGGGAACCGCCUCAAACAGCCUCCUGAGUGUAUGGAGGACAUCUACGAGCUCAUGUACCAGUGCUGGCAUGCAGACCCCAAGCAGCGGCCGAGCUUCACCUGCCUGCGCAUGGAGCUGGAGAGCAUCCUGGGCCACCUGUCCGUGCUCUCCACCAGCCGGGACCCCUUGUACAUGAACCUGGAGAGAGCCGACGAGCCUGCCGAGGGAGGCAGCUUGGAGCUGCCCAGUGGAGACCAGGCCAGCGGCGGGGCUGAGGAUGGCAGUGCCCUGGGCGCCGUGGGGGGCACUCCCAGUGACUAUCGCUACAUCCUCAGCCCUGGGGGGCUCACCGAGCAGCCCGGCCAGGAGGAGCCGCCGCAGCCCCAAAGCCCCAUCAACGAGGCCCAGCGGCUCCUGCUGCAGCAGCAAGGGCUCCUGCCCCACAGCAGCUGUUAGCCCACGGGGCCAGGGGCUUCCCGGCCGUGGGGCUGGCUCUGCCAUCCUUUGAGCUGGCUGACUGCGCCCGAGGUGACCCCAGCCCUGGCAGCAAGGUGUGGAGGCUCCUGUGGUAGUCCUCCCAAGCUGUGCUAGAUGCCCGGACUGACCAGAUCGCCCAAUCCCCGUUCUCCCGCAGCCACGCUGGGGCCAGCCUGGCUCUGGUUCAGGCCUUGUCUUGGUGGAGGUGGGCCAGGCCUGGUUGUCUAAACCCAGGCAGCUGGCAGGAGGGGGUGGUAGUGUUUCCAUGGUUACCAUGGGUGUGAGGAGCUGGGGAGGGUGGCUGCAGCCCUGCGGGGUGGGGGGGGCCCUGACUCGCAGGGCUGAGCUUCCCCGGCUGCUCUCCUGCGUGCAUUGAGGCGGCUCUGGCCUGGUGGCCCAGGCGGGCCCACACUUGGGUCAAAAUGUUCAGGUCUGUCCAUCCACCCAUGAGUUUCUCUUUACUUUCUGCCUUUAGGUGGGAGUGGGUGAAGGGUUGGUCCAGUUAGGUCCCAGCCCUGAAGUCAGGAUCCAGUGGGUCGUGCUCAGGUCUGAAUGCCCUAGCCAGUGGCCCCAGGAUCUGGUGAGGUGUACAGCACAGCUGGUGGGUGGGGGGGCUGGCAGGACACAGCAGAUGGCCGGGGCCACCACUUCCCGUCUCCUGACGCCACUGCUGGGAAGGGGAAAGGAGCUGAGGGGCUCGCCCAGGAAGGAGCGCAGAGGAGUCUCGAAUCCCUCUCCAAGCCCUCCCACAGUCUGUCUCAGCAUGCUCCCAACUCCCAAAAUAUCCUCCACUAACAAAGGCGGCUGUGUCUGAGCUCAUCCUCACACAGCACCCCCAACCUCUUCCCUCUCCCUGCAGACCCUCUUCCGUGCCAGGAAAGAUGGGGCUGGCGUGGGGGAGGGGCGGUGGCUGGAACCUGCACCCCAGGCCUGACUGGGGCACCUCGGGAGUGCAUGGGGCCGGGCCCUGGCUCUUAGGGACACUUUCCAAGUUGUUAGAUACUGUUUAAAAAACAGAAAUAAAAUUGAUGACUAAAGACUCAA
Molecule: messenger RNA, 3776 nt
Organism: Sorex araneus (European shrew)
Lineage: Eukaryota; Metazoa; Chordata; Mammalia; Eulipotyphla; Soricidae
Gene: TYRO3
Product: TYRO3 protein tyrosine kinase
Exons: 19
Coding region: 27-2711 (894 amino acids)
Biological process (GO): cell surface receptor protein tyrosine kinase signaling pathway; positive regulation of kinase activity; multicellular organism development
Cellular component (GO): signaling receptor complex
Molecular function (GO): protein binding; transmembrane receptor protein tyrosine kinase activity; ATP binding
Source: RefSeq, a predicted model, not a curated record